GGGUGCUUCCCUCAUGGCGCGUUCUCUGGUCGUCGCCCUCCUCGCCGGACUGGCUCUCGCGUCCCCCUCCGUCCUGCACGAGAAGCGGAGGCACGCCCCUCUCGGAUGGGAUCGCGUCAAGAGGCACGCGGCGGACUCCAUCUUGCCGUUGAGGUUCGGUCUCGUCCAGUCCAACCUCGACAAGCUCGAGGAACUCCUCCUCGACGUGUCGCACCCGGAGUCUCCCAACUACGGUAACCACUGGAGCGCGGCCCAGGUGGCCAAGACGUUUGCACCUAGCGACGAUACCAUCGACGUCGUCCGCUCCUGGCUUUCUGAGAGCGGAAUUGCUGGGCACAGGACCAAGCUUGCCGGCGGAAAGGGCUGGAUCGAAGUCAAUGCCACCGUAGAGGAGGCCGAACGGCUCUUGGGAACGGAGUACUACGUCUACACCCACAGCUCUGGCAAGGAGCACGUUGCCUGCGACGCGUACCGCCUUCCUGAACACGUUGCUCCUCACAUCGACAUCGUCACCCCCUCUGUCCAUUUCGACUCACCCGCCCUCAGGAGUCGCGACCUCGACCCGAACAGCAAGGCGGCCACCUCCAUCGGCAAGCCCGGGUAUGGUACCGUCUUCCCCAAGCUUGCCGGCACCGUUCACAACCUGAUCGACGAGUUGGAGAACUGCAACACUCACAUCACCCCCAACUGCCUCCGCGCCCUGUACGGUAUCGCGUACGUGCCCAUCGCGGCCCACAAGAACAGCUAUGGCAUAGUCGAAUACACCCCUCAGGCCUACCUCCCUGCCGACUUGGAUCUGUUCUUCACCAACUAUUCCAAGAACUUGCUCGGAACGCGCCCCAACACCUACCUUGUGGAUGGAGCGGUCCUCCAGACCGAGGUCGAGAGCUUCAGCUACAACGGCGAAUCCGACCUCGACCUCGAAUACGCGUACGCUCUCGCGCAGACCACGCCCAUCACCCUCUACCAGGUUGGCGACAUCGUCGAGGGCGCGUCCUUCAACAACUUCCUCGACGCCAUCGACGGCAGCUACUGCACGUUCGAGGGCGGUGACGAUCCCGACCAGGACGGCGUCUACCCCGACCCUUAUACCGGGUACGACGGUGCCUACGAGGGCCCGGAGGACUGCGGAACCGCCAAGCCGGCCUACGUGAUCAGCACCAGUUAUGCUUACGACGAAGCUGAUCUCAGCCCCGCGUACGAGGCAAGGCAGUGCGCUGAAUACGCCAAGCUUGGCCUGAUGGGUGUUACGGUCCUUUACUCUUCCGGAGACUAUGGUGUCGCGGGCAAUGGUGGUCUGUGCCUGAACCCCGAUGGAUCUCAGACCACAAACGGCACGAUCUUCAACCCGUCGUUCCCUGGUUCUUGCCCCUACAUCACGUCCGUGGGUGCCACCCAGAUUUCGCCUAACGCAUCCGUCUUUGCUCCUGAGACUGCCACCUACGAGGUCAUUUACUCUGGAGGAGGAUUCUCCAACAACUUCGCCAUCCCGUCGUAUCAGAAGUCGGCCGUUGAGUCCUACCUGAAGAACUACCCCCCACCAUACACGUCGGCCAGGUACAACACGUCCGGCACGAGCCGCGGCUUCCCGGAUAUCUCCGCCAACGGAGCUAACUACGUCGUCGCGGUCGACGGUGAAUUUGCACGGGUGUUUGGAACGUCUGCGAGCAGCCCCGUCAUCGGUGCCAUGCUCUCGCUGGUGAACGAUGCGCGUCUGGCUAUCGGCAAGAAGCCAAUCGGGUUCAUCAACCCCACUAUCUACUCCAGCUCGUUCCACGGUGCUUUCAACGAUAUCACCAAUGGUACCAACCCGGGCUGCGGCACUCUGGGAUUCAACGCCACGAAGGGAUGGGAUCCUGUGACAGGUCUCGGUACCCCCAAGUUCCCCGUCUUCUUGGCCAAGUAUUUGUUAUUGCCCUGAACCUGUCUAUCCCGCUACCUGAAUCUAGUCUAAUAAUCGAUAUUACUUGCUGCGAGUCCUUUCCGACCCCAACAAGACGUUUGAGCCUGGGCUGAAGUACUUGGCCGCGACAAGUAGCACGCACAGUGCCAAAAUCACACGUAUCGUACAUCAACCGAUGGAAAUUACAUUACAUGGAUAGAUGGGCGUUGCCUUGAUGCACUUCACACUUGAGGCUGAUGCAAUCUUACCAACAAUGGCAACUGAUUGCCUUUAUCACUCUCGCUCGCCACCAGCGGUCUUGUAACCGCCGUCGACUUCUUCUUGAUCUCCGUGACAGGCACCGCCAGCUCAAACUCGAAGGUUCUGAUCAGCACAAACAGUAAAGCCUUCAUUUCGACGACGGAAAACCUGUAACCGAUGCAAGCGUGUGGUCCGCCGAGGAAGGUUAGCAAAUUGCCCCAUACACCAGGAACGUUGGUGACUGUGUCUGGCAAUGGUUGCAACCAUCGUUCAGGCUUGAAUUCUUGGGCAUCUUCUCCCCAGAUGUUCUUGGCGCGAUUGACCCCAAGUAUGGGAAUGAAUAUAGUCUCGCCUUUCGAUAUCCGGAUUUCGGACUGUGACUCGCCAUUGCGGUUAAUGAAUGGCUCAGCCAGCGGUAUAACGUCGUCCUUCAUGGCGACACGGACGGUGCUGGGCACUGGCGAAUGCACACGCAUUGUCUCGCGCACGACCGCAUCGAGAUAUGGGAAUGCUUGCAGUUCGUCCAUCGUCGGCGAGUCCGAAGGAAAUUCCAGCAACUCUUCGCGCAGUCUGCUCUGAACAUCGGGUCGCUGUGUCAAUGCGAACAAUGCCCAUGUCGUGCCGGUGCUGGUAGUCUCGUGUCCAGCGACCAUAAAUGUCGGGAUCUGUGCGAGUAUAUCUUCAUCGCUGAGACGCUGGUUAUCCGGUACGUCGACGGCCAUAUUGGCUCGCACGAGGAUGCUCAGCAGAUCACGACCUCGUAAAUCAUCCUUCCCGACAUGACCACGAUCCUUCUCAGCUCGUACAGCAGCCUUCUUCUCUGCGAUGAGCCUGGUGCCGAUGCGUCUCAUAGUCUCUUGCGCGAAUUUGACCGUGCGGGCCCGAUCAUUGGAUAUCAAGCGUAAAGGCGGUAUAAAGUACUGGAAGAGCGGGAACAGAUUGAAGCUCUCUCCGGCACGAAAGAUAGUAGAAAAUGCUUCGUUCAGUUCGUUGCGGGGAACAUUAGGGUUCAAAGAUUCGAACUCGUAGUUGAAGCCGGCCAAUCCGAUGAUAUCAAGCGUCGCUCGACUCAACCAAGACAAAACGUCGAUUCUUGCGACGCCGUCGACUCCUGUGUUAUUGAUCUCGGUUAUCCAGCCGUCACGCAGCUCGGAAGCUUUCUGGACGAAUACGCUAGUCAACUCGCGGAUUUGGGCAGGUCCAAACCCGGGGUUCAUGAUCCGACGUUGUUUGCGAUGUGUCUCUCCCUCAGCAACCAGGACCCCUUCGCCUAAUAUCUCGGCCAGCUGAUGUCGGGCCAUCUCCGGUUUUUGAUAGUCCAGCGAGUGGGUCAACAUAUGAUUCAAAGCGCGAGUGUCAAACGUGCUCAAGCGGUCACUAUUGAGGAUGGCUUUAUACUUGUAUGUGCUGCCAUAUUGCUGAUGCCACCUCUCGUGCAACACCAUCGGAUCUUCCUUGAAUAUGUCUCUGAGGUUACCGAAGAUCCAGCUGGGAUUGGACGGUCCAGGCAAAGACCGCAGAGGCGAGAACAACGGACGUAACGCCCAUCUGAGCAACUUCCAUGUAGAAUAGAUGGCGAACGCGGCUCCGGCAGAGUACAAGAUCUUCGCGACAGCCAUUCUGGAGUAAGAUACGGAGAGCGUAGAACUCGU
Messenger RNA from Punctularia strigosozonata HHB-11173 SS5, 3795 nucleotides. RefSeq lists its product as uncharacterized. Gene Ontology annotation, biological process: proteolysis. The transcript is spliced from 19 exons. The coding region runs from base 14 to 1921 and encodes 635 amino acids. NCBI's taxonomy places the organism in Eukaryota, Fungi, Basidiomycota, Agaricomycetes, Corticiales, Punctulariaceae. Gene Ontology annotation, molecular function: serine-type endopeptidase activity; tripeptidyl-peptidase activity. The record is from RefSeq and is a predicted model, not a curated record.